AUCGACCUUGGCCCAAUACAUAGUCCAGAGUUAAGGUCAACCAGACUAAAGCAUGCUCGCAUGUUAGUUGAAUAUUCGGCACAUGGUCAGUCUCUGCUAAAUUGAAAUUGAGGUGAAUUUAGCAACACCUAAAUAAAAAUGAAUAUGAAUCAUAUUUUUAAUUUUUGAAAGAAAAUGAGAGAAAUGUGAAUUGGACUCUGUCUUUGAUAUUUUUGAGCAAAACAAAUGGGAAAAUUUGAACUGAAAAAAAAACUAAAGAUGGCGGCAAUUACAUGAACAAAUUGAACACCGAUCUCAAGUAACCAAUCCGUACGCUAGGGUUUAUUCUCACCACCGUCCUCCGCCACGGUCCGCCCAAAAUGUUCGGAGCUCAGCCGUCCGCAUCCCCCUUCGCCACUCCUUCCUCCACCCCAUCCUUCGGAGUUCAGCCGUCCGCAUCCCCCUUCGCCACUCCCUCCUCUACCCCAUCCUUCGGAGCUCAGCCGUCCGCAUCCCCCUUCGCCACUCCCUCCUCCACCCUAUCCUUCGGAACCCCUUCGUCCACUCCAGCCUUCGGCACCCCUUCGUCCACCCCAGCAUUCGGAAACUUUUCCUCUACACCUGGAUUUGGCACGCCUUCUACUUCGGCUUUCGGAACCUCCACGUUCUCCAAUCCGUUCUCUCAACAAUCGCAACCACAGCAGCAGAGUUCAUUUUUCCAGACUCCUCAGAGCUCCAGUGCAUUGAGCUUUUUGAAUCCAUUUGGGGCAUCCCAGCCCCAGCAGAUGUAUGCAUCUUCACCUUUACCAUUUGCAAAUGCUCAAUUGACCACUCAGAUGGCUCCCGUGGCCCCUCUUCCAUUUUCUCUUGCAGAUCGUGAUAUUCAGGCAAUCAUUGAUGCUUACAAGGAGGAUCCCGGGAACCCCAAGUAUGUGUUCAAGCAUUUAUUGUUCAGUGUGACUGAACCUCAGCAAAGAGUAAAGCCCGCUGGUGUAUCAGAUAUUAUGUGGGCAGAGGCGAUGGGGAAACUUGAAGGGAUGGAGUCUUCAAACCGUGAAAGGCUAUGGCCCCAGCUCAUCCAGGGAUUCAAGGAUCUCUCCCAACGUCUUAAGCUUCAAGAUGAAGUCAUUAUUUCAGAUGCUGAGAGGCUAAAAUUGACACAGAGCAAUGUUAAAAUGCUACAAAGACAUUUUCAAGCAGACACUAUUCCUUGGAUUGAGAGGAUGAGGCAAAAAGAGCAAGGUCUUCAAAGACGACUUUUAAGGGUAAUGAGAAUAAUAGAGGCACUGGAAGGUAAAGGUUGUCGAUUACCUCUGAUGAAAGGUGAAGCCGAAUUGGCAGAGAGGCUGGCUGUUAUAACUAGACAGUUAAAAGGAUCUGGAGCUGAACUUUCUCGGAGGGUUCAAAAUCUUCUUACAAUCUGCCGUGUUCAAAAUGGCAUUGGGGGAGCCUCUUUCUAUCUUCCAGAAUCUGCUAAAAUACAUGAGCAAAGUCUUACUAAUAUGCAGGAGGUUUUGCAACAACAAACAGAGGCCAUUGCCAGGCUUGGAAAUGUGCUGAAGCGAGAUCUUAGGGAUAUGGAGAUCAUAAUGGCAGAAGACAAAAGAAUGGUAGAAGAUUAACCCAUCCAGUUAUCCAUGUGUGGCAAUGCAUUUUUUCUGAGGUUCGUAUCUGUUCUAGAUUUUGAUAUUAAUGGAAAGACAUGGCUGUUUGUGAUGUAUUUUUUUGUAUCAUAAUUUUUUUCACAAUGGUAUAAAUGGAUUCAUAUGUG
Molecule: messenger RNA, 1750 nt
Organism: Cuscuta campestris
Lineage: Eukaryota; Viridiplantae; Streptophyta; Magnoliopsida; Solanales; Convolvulaceae
Source: the annotation of a GenBank genome assembly